GGGAAUUAGCAGAUAUUCCUGUGCAAAACUCACUCCAAGUAUUUUCAAGACAGCAUUAAGUUUUACGGACAAAUAACACCAAGAUGAACAGGCUCCUACAGCUGCUGGCUCUGCUCGCCGCCACCUCUCUGUGUCUCUGCUACGAUUCUCAUGAAAGCUCAGAAUCCGUUGAAGAUUUAUUUGUGGCUCCCAGUCGUGCCAACUCAUUCAUCACUCCUCAGAGGGGGAUCACGUACCACCCAUCCCGAGGCAGCGCAUUCAACUUCUACAAUAUGAUGAGGAUAAAGUCCCCAGCAGAGCGCCGUGCCGAGACCUGCGAGGACUACAGCCCCUGCCGCUUUUACGCCUAUCGCUAUGGUUACCAGCAGGCCUACCAGCGCUUCUUCGCCUCCCGGGCCCAGACCCCUCAGAGAACAGCCCUCGCUCGCCGAUACUAAACACUUAAAGCACUCUCUUUAUCUGUCCACUUUUCUGGUUUCUGAUUCUGUCUUUCUUCAGAGCUAACAUUUACUGAGCAGAGGCUGACAACCCAUCAUUAUGCACCUGUAGCAACUCACGGUAUAUCUCUAUGUAAUCCCACUUCAUCCACUCCUACCCCUGUAUUUAAGAGCUUUAUAACACAAGCCUAUAUAAAUAUGUUUUGCUACUAAAUUUUUUUUUAAGGAACAUGACGUUUUUACU
Boleophthalmus pectinirostris (great blue-spotted mudskipper) is the source of this 681-nucleotide messenger RNA. RefSeq names its product matrix Gla protein (gene mgp). The transcript is spliced from 5 exons. Bases 84 to 437 code for a protein of 117 amino acids. Gene Ontology annotation, cellular component: extracellular region. Lineage: Eukaryota; Metazoa; Chordata; Actinopteri; Gobiiformes; Gobiidae. The record is from RefSeq and is a predicted model, not a curated record. Gene Ontology annotation, molecular function: calcium ion binding.